AUGGAUUACAUUUUGAUUAUAUUGCCACUUGUGUUGUUUCUUUUAGCUUACAAAUUCAUAUUCUCAUCCAAAACGCAGCGUUUCAAUCUCCCACCCGGACCAACUCCGUUUCCAAUCGUUGGCCACCUCCACAUCGUGAAACCACCGGUCCACCGUCUCUUCCACCGCUUCGCAGAAAAAUACGGCGAAAUAUUCUCCCUUCGUUACGGCUCUCGCCGAGUCGUUGUCAUCUCUUCUUUGCCUCUCGUCAAAGAAUGUUUCACCGGUCAAAACGACGUCGUUUUAUCAAACAGACCGCAUUUUCUAACCGCUAAAUAUGUCGCCUACGAUUACACAACGCUUGGAACCACCGAUUACGGUGAUCAUUGGCGUAAUCUCCGCCGUAUUUGCUCUCUCGAGAUCCUCUCUUCUCACCGUCUAACCGGAUUCCUCUCCGUCCGGAAAGACGAGAUCCGACGGUUGCUCACGAGACUCUCACGUGACCAUAACGCCCGUGUCGUUGAGCUUGAACCUCUCCUUGGCGAUUUGACGUUUAACAAUAUUAUUCGUAUGGUCACAGGGAGACGCUACUACGGAGACGAGGUUUACAACAAGGAAGAAGCCGAUCUAUUCAAGAACCUAGUGAUGCAGAUCAACGACAACAGUGGUGCGAGCCAUCCAGGAGAUUAUCUACCGAUUCUUAAAGUGUUCGGACACAAUUAUGAGAAGAAAGUGAAAGCACUCGGCGAAGCCAUGGACGCUUUCUUGCAACGACUGCUCGACGAAUGCCGACGAGAUGAAGAGAGCAACACAAUGGUUAGUCACUUGUUGUCUCUACAACAAGACCAACCCACGUAUUACAGCGACGUGAUCAUCAAAGGCCUCAUGCUCGCAAUGAUGCUCGCCGGGACGGAUACUUCGGCAGUGACAUUGGAAUGGGCAAUGGCGAAUUUGUUGAGAAAUCCUGAAGUGUUGAAAAAGGCGAAAUCUGAAAUAGACGAAAAGAUUGGCCAAGAACGUUUAAUCGAUGAACCGGACAUUGUCAAUCUUCCUUAUCUCCAAAACAUUGUUUCCGAGACCUUUCGGUUAUGUCCGGCCGCGCCGCUCCUUGUCCCUCGUACCCCAACCGAAGAUAUCAAGGUUGGCGAAUACGACGUGCCUCGUGGCACUAUCGUGCUAGUGAACGCUUGGGCUAUACACAGAGACCCGAAGCUCUGGGAUGAACCCGAGAGGUUUAUGCCAGAGCGGUUUGAAGACCAAGAAGCUGCAAACGUUAAUAAGUUGAUGGUGUUUGGGAACGGACGGAGGACGUGUCCUGGUGCGGCUUUGGCACAGAGGAUGGUGACGUUGGCUUUAGGGUCAUUGAUUCAAUGCUUUGAGUGGGAAAAAGUCAACGGUGAAGAGAUUGAUAUGACCGAGAAUCCUGGGAUGGCUAUGCGUAAGCUCGUGCCGUUACGAGCCAUUUGUCAUCAGCGUCCCAUUAUGACUAACCUUUUGGCUUAA
Messenger RNA from Arabis nemorensis, 1482 nucleotides. Lineage: Eukaryota; Viridiplantae; Streptophyta; Magnoliopsida; Brassicales; Brassicaceae. The record is from the annotation of a GenBank genome assembly.